CGUGGUGGUGUCGGCCAUGUCCGGUGUUCACUUCCGUAGCCACAACCUCCACCUGCAGCUCAAGCUCGUGGAGGCCAUCAAAGAAGCUGGAAAUGUCAAGGUGGCGGAGGUGGUGCGGCACGGCAAUCGGCGGCGGAUGCGAUGGAUGACCCUCACCGUCGUCUUCCAGGCGAAGCAGCUCCUACGUAUGGGCUAUUUGAUGGUCUGUUCACAGUUGAAAUCCAUCACAAGGGAUUUUUUUGUGGACCUGGUAGCGACAUGAAGUAUAUAGAUCAUGAAGUGGACUGGUUUGACUACUGUCAGAGUGAUACUUGGUCUAAUUUAUGGAUAGAUGAUUUCCUUCUCCAACUGGGCCAUGACAGAGCAAACUCCAAGAUGGAUGUGCAUUGGUGCCAACCCGGUAAAUCUUUUUGUGAUGGGCUUCACCUGAUGUCAUGUGAUGCAGAUAUAGUGCUCAUGAUUGCUGCAACAGUAGAACACAAGAACUUGGUCCUGCUGGUAGACCAUGGUGACACUCUGCAGUUACUAAACAAUGAUGAUGAUGUGUUGCUGCAUGGACUGAAUGAACCAACUAAAGUAAUAACUCAAGUUAAGUCUGGAAAGGGCAAAGAAAAUGUUUUCUGGUCUGAAAUACCAGAAAGUGCAGGAGAUAUUAGUUAUAUCAGAGCAAAGAGUUUCAUCCCAUUUGGUGAAGGCUGUAGUUCUGGUGUUGGUAAUGAAGAAUUAGAGGCUGAAUUUGACAAUUGCGAGAAUGGUGACAGUACAAGCUCUGAAGAUGAUGAUGAUUUACAUCAGAACACAGAAGAAAUUGUAACAGACGAGGACUUCUACGAGAGUGAUUAUGAAGUAGCAGAUGGUGAUGACGACCUAUUUGAUAGUAAUGUAGAUAAAGAUGUUGAUGAUCACAGAGAGAAGGAGAUUUUGCCUGAUUAUGAAGGAGAACUUCCUGAAGAUGUCCUAGAUGAUAGUCACUUGGAACUUUCAAAAGAAGAGAAAGAUAAGCUCAAGUAUAGGUUCAGCACAUUCAAUCCAUGCACUGAUCUUAAUGCUCCUGCUUUCAAAGUUGGCAUGGUAUUUGGUGACAUGAAAGAGCUCAGGCUUGCACUGGUUUCCUAUAGUGUGAGAAACAGAGUGAAGGUGAAGAAAACAAGGAAUACGACCACUAAAUUAGAAGCUAUUUGCAAGCCUGGAUGUACUUGGUAUUUGAAGGCAGGCAAAGAUAACAGGAGUAGUAGCAUUCAGAUCAAGAAAUAUCUUGAUAAUCACACAUGCACCAAAGCUUGGGACCUUAAAGCUCUCACUGCCCCAUUUCUGACUGCAAAAUUCAGAGGUGAAUUCAGAGAUAAUGAGAAAAUGCCUUUGAGGAAGUUUUCGGAAAAGGUGCAGACAGAAUAUAACAUGAUUGCUAAGAGAAGUAAGCUAGGAAGGGCAAGAAGAGCGGCAGUUAGGUCGAUCAGAGGAGAGGAUGAUGACCAGUACAAAAUGUUGUGGGAUUAUGGCCAAGAGCUUAGAAGGACUAACCCAGGAAGCAAGUUUUUCUUGUGCACAAAGGAGGUUUUUGACAACAAAACUAAAGAGACAAAAAAUCACUUUUCAACACUAUAUUGGUCAUAUGAUGCGUGUAAGAGAGGGUUCCUUAAGGCUUGUAGACCAAUAAUUUUCCUUGAUGGCUGCCACAUUAAAACUAGGUACAAAGGAAAUUUGCUUACAGCAGUUGGUGUCGAUCCCAAUGACUGCAUAUUCCCCAUUGCAUUUGGUCUUUGUGAAGUAGAAUCGACAAGUAGUUGGGAGUGGUUCUUGGCUUCAUUGAAGGAUGACCUGAACAUUUCCAACUCAUCAUCUUACACACUAAUGAGUGACAAGCAAAAGGGUUUGAUUGCUGCAGUGCAGAAAGUGUUCCCUCAUUCUGAGCACAGACAUUGUGUGAGGCACAUAUAUCAGAAUUUCCACAAAGUACAUAAGGGUGAAACAUUGAAGAAUGAUUUAUGGGCAAUAGCAAGAUCUACAAACAAAAUUUCUUACCACAAAAACAUGGAGCAAAUAAAGGAACACAGUUUAGAUGCUUACAAGUGGGUUGAGAAGUUGUCUCCAAGAACAUGGAUAAAGGCUUUCUUUAACCCUUUCUGCAAAUGUGACAUCCUCCUCAACAAUAUGUCUGAGGUGUUCAACAGCUAUAUUCUGGAUGGAAGAGAUCUGCCAAUAAAGUCCAUGUUAGAUUAUGUUUUCCAUAAACUAGCAAACAGGAUAGUUGGCAAACAAAGGGAAUCUGAGAAGUGGACUGGCCGGCUGUGCCCCAAAAUUCAGAAGAAACUAGACAAAUAUAUAGAAUGGGCAAAGAACUGCAUGGUUACUGAGUAUGGGAAAGGUGUUUUCCAGGUUUUGUCUCUAAAUAAUACAUAUGUUGUGGAUUUGAACAUGAACAGUUGUGGCUGCAACAGAUGGGAACUCUCAACCAUCCCAUGCCAUCAUGCCAUUGCAUGUUUCAGACAUGAAAGGAUUGAGCCAGAGAGCAUGGUGCAUGACUGUUAUAGUGUUGAGAACUACAAGAGUUGCUAUGGCUGGAACCUUAUGCCUAUGAGGGACAUGAAGCAUUGGGAGAAAAUGAAUGCAAUAGAUGUGUAUCCACCUAUUUACACAAAAGUCAUGGGAAGGCCAAAGAAAAGUAGGAAGAAAGAGCCAGAAGAGAAAAAGGGUAAGGAUGGUAUGAAGAAAGUAACAAAACAUGGUGUCACUAUGCAUUGUUCUAUAUGUGGAGCUGCUGAUCACAAUAAAAAAGGUCACCACAACCAUGUAAAUGAUGAACCAAAACCAAGAGGAGCAGAGGAAUCAGAAGAAGAGUAUGAUGACCCAAGCAUCAUUGCUAACAUUAUGCCACAUAGAGUAAAUCCCAUGCUGGAUCCAACACAAAGUAAAGAUUCCAUGGUGUUCAUGAUGCAGGAAAGGGAGAGGUUUAGGUCACCAACAAUUAGAGAUUAUGGUCCACUACCUGAAUCAAGCUUUAUUGCUAAUGCUAGGGACUCAAUCCCAGUAGGUACAGUGACUACAGCAAUGACAAGUGGAAGGGUGAGAAGAGCAGAAGGUGUUGCAGCUGAAUCUGAGCAAGGAGCUGCACCAAGACCCAGGAAGAAGCAGGCAAGAGGAGGGUCAAUUGCUGCAAGGGGAGGGAGAACACCUGCUGCAAGAGGAGGGGCAAAUGGUGCAAGGGGAGGGUGAGCACCUGCUGCAAGAGGAGGGGCAAAUGUUACAAGGGGAGGGAGAACACCUGCUGCAAGGGGAGGGAGAACAACUGCUUCAAGGGGUGCAAGAGGAGGGGCAAAUGCUGGAAGGGGAGGGAGAACACCUGAUGCAACAGGAGAUAGCACAAGUGCUCCAAGAGGAGCUAGAGCUACUGCCCCUGGCUCCUACAACCUUCUCUUUGGAAAUGAUGGAGCAAGUGCACACCAAGCCCCACACUUCAUGCAAGCAGAAGAGGAGGUUCUUGUUAGCCAGAAUGCACCAAAUGGUCUCUAUGAUGAAGGAUGGCCUGAUGACCUUCAUGAUUUCCUCUCACUGUUAUAGCCAUUUUUCCAUCUCACCUAGUUUCAGUUCAUGAAUGAACUUCAAAUGCAUCUUAGUUGAGUUCAUGAAUGAACUACUCCUUUUGUUCGGGUUAAGAGACAAAGAUACCAAACAAACCCUUUAUGUUUUGCUCUCGUUUCAGAUGUACUGGAUUUGGUCAAGUUCUGUUUGAAAUACUGCUAUUCAUGUUAUCA
This is a messenger RNA of Triticum dicoccoides, 3752 nucleotides long. RefSeq lists its product as uncharacterized. Lineage: Eukaryota; Viridiplantae; Streptophyta; Magnoliopsida; Poales; Poaceae. Gene Ontology annotation, biological process: DNA transposition. Gene Ontology annotation, molecular function: DNA binding; zinc ion binding; transposase activity. Bases 142 to 3213 code for a protein of 1023 amino acids. The record is from RefSeq and is a predicted model, not a curated record. The transcript is spliced from 7 exons.